Messenger RNA from Neoarthrinium moseri, 2493 nucleotides. RefSeq lists its product as uncharacterized. The record is from RefSeq and is a predicted model, not a curated record. Gene Ontology annotation, cellular component: mitochondrial small ribosomal subunit. Bases 1 to 2493 code for a protein of 830 amino acids. The transcript has a single exon. Gene Ontology annotation, molecular function: methyltransferase activity; structural constituent of ribosome. Lineage: Eukaryota; Fungi; Ascomycota; Sordariomycetes; Amphisphaeriales; Apiosporaceae. Gene Ontology annotation, biological process: translation.
AUGCUGUCCGCGAGCAAGGUCCCAAGGGCUUGUCCCAGCUGCAGAGCCCGGCUGUUGAGUCUCUUCGAAAAUGGCUUCACCAACCCGGCGGCGCGACCCCAGCGCACUCUGGUGCCAGGCUUUAGGCACAAACAAAGUCUGGCCCGAGGCACCCCCCGACCCUUCUCCACGGCGUUGCGACGACAGCAGGACGCUGCCGCCGAGCCGUCGCCCGAGUCUGCAAGCCCGAAGCCUCAAGACAUCGAGCUGAUCGUGCGGCAAGCCAAGCACCAGUUCGGCAACACCCUGCCCAAAGGCUACCUUACCGAAGAGGAGCUCCAGCUCUACACGAGGUACUACGGUGCCCCCCUGCGAGAAACGAGACCCGAGGAUGUUGGCAUGCCCAUCGACAAGGCACUGCUUCAAGAGACACACAAAUAUGUGCUGCUGAAGAACAAGAACAUGCUCCUCCAGGAGAACGAGACUGGCGAGCUCGAGGAGGUUCAGUACUACGUUCCGCAGCUCCCCGAGACGGCCAACGCCGCAGAGACGGACGCCGAGCCCGCUGCCACGGAAUUGGUUGCCGACGACUCGGAGCUCCCAUCCGAUGCGGGCAUCGACUACAUCAAGGCGAUUGCCAAGAACCAGCGAGAGUUCAACGCUCUCAUGACACUGCAGAGGGACUUUGAAAAGGCGAGCCUGCGACCCGCGGAAGAAGAACAGGAGGACCUGGACGAGGAGGAGGAGCCUGCCGAGGAGCAAGACGAAGUCGACGAAGACGAGGAACAAGAGGACGAAGGAGAGCCAGAUGCCAUACUCGCUGGAGAGGUGGCAGAGAGGGACCGCGUUCAUCAACUCAGCCAGCUGGGUCAGUGGAGAACCAACCCAUCCACCCUCCACCUGCCCAAGGCCGAGUUCGUCGCCCCCAUCCACGCCCUGCUCGGCCGAACCGAUAUCAAACAUGUCAAGGAGGCUGCUGAGAACGCAUUUGGUGGACGAGGGUUGCCUCACUCUGUGGCAACGCCGCACUCUGGGAGGAGCUCGGGCCAGAAACCCAUUCCCAUGGAGGCUGGCCAUUCCAAGAUGAGCGAGAUCGAGGCUGAUGCCUAUAUCGCAACCAACCUUCCCGGCAUGUACGCUUCGACCAUGGGCGUGCUCGUCGAGGUUCGAAAGCGGAUGGGGCCCGAAUGGAUCCAGGGUCUGCUGAGCAGGAACAAAGGCGAAGGGCCCCGGAUGCUGGACGUCGGCGCAGGUGGUGCCGCUUGCGCUGCCUGGGAGCGUGUUCUUCAGACCGAGUGGGACCUGCUUCACGGCCCCGAGAGCAGCAAGGCUCUCAUGGGACCCCCGGGGAAAAAGACGGUCGUCGUGGGAUCCGAUCAUCUCCGACACCGCAUCUCGCGGUUCCUCAAUAACACCACCUUCUUACCCAGAUUGCCAGACUACCUACACUCGGGCGACCAUCCCCAGAAGAUGGCAGACUCUCAAUUACCCACACCCCGUAAGGUCUUUGAUGUGAUCAUCGCCUCGCACCAAAUGAUGCCCCUGAAAGAGGGUUACAAGCGCAAAACUUUUAUCGACAAUCUUUGGGAGAUGCUCUCUCCCGACGGCGGCAUCCUCAUCCUGCUCGAAAAGGGCCAUCCGCGUGGUUUCGAGGCUGUCGCCGACGUUCGACAGCGUCUUCUUGACGAAUUCAUCGAGUGCCCUACGUCGGACCCUCAACCGGAGAUCCUUGAACCUGAAAACCGGCGCAUUCGAGAACCAGGCAUGAUUAUCGCGCCCUGCACCAAUCACAAAAAGUGUCCCAUGUAUUUGACGCCCGGGCUCGCACAUGGCCGCAAGGACUUCUGCCGCUUCAGCCAACGAUUCAUUCGGCCGCCGUUUCUGCAGAGGGUUCUGGAAGCAGCUCAUCGCAACCACGAAGACGUCGACUUCUCGUUUGUGGCAAUCCAGCGCGGGGUCACAUCCACCUCGCCGACACCCUUGCCCACCGAAAAGGGCCGUGACGCCAGUGACGCGGCCUUUGAGGGCUAUGAGCACUCUGCAGAGCCUCCAAACCUCCUAUCUCUUCCGAGGACCGUCCUGCCACCCCUCAAGCGCACGGGUCACGUAACCUUGGAUAUGUGCACGCCAGCCGGCACCAUCGAGCGUUGGACCGUCCCCAAGAGCUUCAGUCGUCAGGCGUACCACGAUGCUCGAAAGGCACAAUGGGGCGACCUGUGGGCUCUUGGUGCAAAGACUCGCGUCGUGCGUCCCGUGCGGCUGGGCAAGGGUGGCGUGGCUCCAAACGAUGGCGGUGUCAGAGCACGGAGAGCCGCCGAGGCGGCCAAGUUCAAGGGCUCCAAAGUAGUCAGCCUGGAUGCCGAUGCCGGCGGUAUCUACAAGGCUAACGAGAAGGGAGGCGUUUCGGGUGGUAACCUGCUGAGUGGACGUGGUAGGGUGCCCACCGAGAGAAGGACGAAGGGCGGCAAGAAGGUUCGCCAAAGAAGAGUUCGAGAUUUGAUGGACGACAUGUAA